Zeugodacus cucurbitae (melon fly) is the source of this 1751-nucleotide messenger RNA. RefSeq lists its product as uncharacterized. The transcript has a single exon. NCBI's taxonomy places the organism in Eukaryota, Metazoa, Arthropoda, Insecta, Diptera, Tephritidae. The record is from RefSeq and is a predicted model, not a curated record. Bases 125 to 1642 code for a protein of 505 amino acids.
UACUUGUAGCGUUUCACAUCUUUAUUUAUUCAGUCAUUACCAAAACAUAAAUAAUAUUUUUAUUUGAAAGAAAGUAUUAACCGUUGGAUAGAGGUAUUAACAAGUUGCUGUAUUCCAAAAUAAAAUGGGUGGAUGUCGUUGUUCGUUUCGCGAUUGUGCUGUUGGGACAUCUCAAAAUCCCGGCAUGCACUUUUUCCAUUUUCCACUAAACGACAAGGAGCGCUACUUGCGUUGGUUAACAUUGGCUAACGCAAUGCACUUUAUUGACAUGCCUACGUCCUACCAAAAAAAUCGAGUUAUUUGUGCCAGACAUUUCCGGGAUGAAUGCUUUAAAAAUUAUAAAAGAGACGGCAUUAAUAAGAUCGCGGAGCCAACACUGAUGCGCUUAAAUGUGGAAAUGGCUUUGGAUUAUGCUCAAGCAGCGGAAAAUGGUGGUCCCGAAUUGGUUAAGAUACCAAAGUGUACACUAAAACAUUUAAUUCCACCCCAAGGAUAUUUCUACCCCUUUACUCUUCACGACAAUGUGAUUGUAAGUGAUUAUUUGGAGGAAAAUAAUAUUGUGCUAGGCAAAUCAGAGGAGUCUAAGAAAUUACUUAAUGGAAAAAGAAAUCGAAAUGCAGAUUUUAGCACUGAAAACAACAGUAAAGCGAAGAAAAUAAAAAUAUUAAAUUCCACCGCUAUCAACUUGCCUUCUAAAGCAAGUGACUCAAAAUCAACAGAUACGAUUAUUAAAAUGGAUUUGGGUGAUGGUUCCUCAACGUUUGUACCACUGGAUAGUGACGAAGAUUAUGAAGAAGAAACUGAACAUGCAGAAAUAAUGGAAGAUAUAUCAAUUGAACAAGAAGGAUAUGAUUUAGUACAGAUCGACAAUUACAUAAAUGAAGAAUCAAUUGAACUGGAAAAUGAUAAUAUAUUUACUAAGCAACAAUGUGACGAUCUAUCUAAACAAUUACAAAAUAAAGAUGGGGAAUAUAAUAAAACAACAGAUGAAAUGACAGCACGAAUUUGGAAGCUGGAACAGGAGCUCAAGAAAUCACAAGAUGAGCUAAAGUUGAAAACAAAUAUUUUAAGUAGAACUACAGUUGAACUGGAAAGAGUCAACACCAAAUAUCAAAGCCUUAUGGAAAAGUAUGACGAAUUAGAAAUGAAACAUAAAAACCUUUCUGAGAUUAAUAAAAAUACUUCAAAAGAAAACCAACGCUUGCAACAAGAGAAAACUCUAUUAAGUGAAAAAUGUGUGGAAUACGAGAAACAAAAGCAAUUUAAACAAAAGGAAGAUGUUACAACUAGUCAGGCAUCAUCAUCGUCGGUUAGCAAAGAGAUUGCCAUUGCCAGUCGACGGCACGCUGCAGCGGGAGCCAGUAAUAUGCUCAAUACUCCGUCAAAAGCACAACUAUUUAACGGUAUUAAAAAGUAUAUAUCAUCUUCUAUGCUGGCAUUAUUACGCAUGGAAAUGUUCGGUAGCGCGGAACGCAAUUGGAAACCCGACGAGAAACGGGUGGCUAUGGACUUAUUGCAACUUGGUGAUGACGUAUAUAAAUAUAUAAACGAUGAGUGGCGUUUCCGCUUACCCGCCUUGGGUGAAGUAAGAGUAUGGCUUGCGGACACAACGAAUUCUAUGGAUGAUGAAGAGGAUAUUUAAUUGUUGACUAAACAAUUUAUAUAUAAAAAACAACAAUUUUAUUUAGUUUUUAUUUUAAAUUUCUAACAAGGAUAUUGUUUUCAUAGUAAUAAUUAGUUUGUACGAAUUU